AUGGUAGAUCAGGAGAAAAUGGCAAACAUUUCUACUCCUCCGUACAACCGUGAGUUACGCUCCAUUCUUAACUUUUUAUCCACAAGACAAGACAUUGAGAUGCAAACUGAGUGCAUUGAGACAACAUUAAAAAGGGACCUGGAUGAGAUCCUUGCAGAUCUCUAUAAUACUGCUAACAGGGUUGAGUCAUUAGAGCAGACUACCACUGUAUUGCAACAAAAGCUGCAACAUCUGGAACACCACCAGGAAGGUGACCAUAUCCUCGGUGGCGAUUUGAACUUAGCACUAGACCCUCUGCUUGAUACUUCCAAGGAUUCAUCUCACCUUUCCUAUGUGAAGUUGCGUAGGAUUAAGGCCGCCUUGCAUACUCUUCACCUUGUUGAUUCUUGUGUUAAGCUGUGCUCCAAGCUUUUGUCCUGUGAGCUGUCCGUCACGCAAGCUGCAGACCUGUCUUCUGAUUCUAUUGUGGCUUUGGGUCUUCCAGGCCUGUUCCUGAGAGUUUCCUCCAGUUUUCAAGUGCCUUUUGAUGGUGUUGUUGUCAGUGAAGAUUCUGAUGGUGAAGGCCUUGUUGCACAUUUUCCUGCACAUGAAAAGCCUAUUUGUUGCAUGGCAUUUAAUCCCAGUGGGAUGCUGCUGGUCACGUCAGACACACAAGGGCAUGAUUUCCAUGUAUUCCAAAUCCUUACUCACCCGUGGUCAUCUUCACAGAGUGCUGUGCACCACCUGUACACCCUGCAUAGAGGAGAAACUGAAGCUAAGGUGCAGGACAUUUGCUUCAGCCAUGAUUGCCGAUGGGUAGUGGUGAGCACCCUCCGUGGCACUUCCCACGUAUUCCCAAUAAACCCCUAUGGUGGUCAGCCAUGUGUCCGGACACAUAUGUCUCCCCGCGUGGUAAACCGCAUGAGUCGAUUUCAGAAGAGUGCAGGUCUGGAAGAGAUUGAGCAGGAACUGACUUCAAAGCAAGGAGGACGGUGUAGUCCUGUGCCAGGCUUGUCCAGCAGUCCUUCUGGCUCUCCAUUACAUGGUAAACUUAAUAGCCAAGACAAUUAUAACAACUUCACGAACAACAACCCAGGGAACCCACGCUUGUCACCACUUCCAAGUUUGACUGUGGUCCUGCCGCUAGUGCAAAUAAAACAACCAAUGACACUAGGAACUAUCACAAAACGCACAGGACCUUACCUGUUUGGAGCAGGAUGUUUUUCCAUCAAAGCUCCUUGCAAAGUCAAGCAAGCGCCACAGAUUUCCCCAAGCAAGUCCUCAGGAGGAGAAUUCUGUGUCUCUGCAGUGUUUGGAUCCUCCCGAUCCUGGUUUGCAAGCAGUCAAGGUAUUAAGAGGGACAAAGACCAGACUAAGCAGUAUGUGGUGGAAUCCCUAUAUAUCAUUAGUUGUUAUGGGACUUUGGUAGAACAUGUGCUUGAACCUCGGCCUCUAAGCACUGCAACGAAGAUAAAUGAUGACACACUUUUGGAAAUGUGGACUUCACCACGCGCAAGUUGGACUCUAGUUAGGACUCCACAAUGGAAUGAGCUUCAACCACCAUUCAAUGCAAAUAAUCCCUUGUUGCUGGCAUCAGAUGUGGUGCAAUAUUAUCAGUACCUGCUGGCUGGAUUGGUUCCUCCUGGAAGUCCUGGUCCCAUCCAAAGGCAUGGUUCUUAUGACAGCCUUGCCUCAGACCAUAGUGGCCAGGAGGACGAAGAAUGGCUUUCACAGGUAGAAAUUGUGACUCACACUGGACCCCACAGACGUCUAUGGAUGGGACCUCAGUUUCAGUUUAAAACUAUUCAUCCCUCUGGACAAACGACAGUGAUUUCCUCAAGUUCAUCAGUGCUUCACUCACAUGGUCCAAGUGACACCCCUCAACCAUUGCUGGAUUUCGACACAGAUGACCUUGAUCUAAAUAGCCUCAGGAUUCAACCAGUGCGGUCUGAGCCAGUUAGCAUGCCUGGAUCACCUCGUCCAGUAUCUGAUCGCAGAGUAGGAUCGACGGUUAUAGAUGCCAGCUCAGGAGCCUACGAUCGUAGUGUGACUCUUCUGGAAGUGUGCGGGAGCUGGCCUGAGAGCUUUGGGUUGCGCCACAUCUCUUCCAUUGAAAGCACAGAUGAAGGUCUCCGUGAACGGCUGGCUGAUGCUAUGUCCGAGUCCCCAAACCGAGAUGUGGUGGUAUCAGGAACAGAACUACAGCGAGACGGAAGCAUAGAGACACUAAGUAACAGCUCUGGAUCUACCAGCGGUAGCAUUCCACGCAACUUUGAUGGUUACAGGACGACUCUGCCAAGCAAUGAGGGUCAGCCUCUCAGCCUCUUCCCAUCAGGACUUCUAUAACAUCAAAUAACUGAAACAGUUUCAUACUUACUAUUCAGACUUUCAAGCAAUUGAAUGCAUAAUGUUCCCUUUUGUUUUUUUCUUUGUAUACUGUAUCUGUUAGAGUUCAUUAUUUGCAUAGAACAUUAGGUUGGAAAUAAGAAAUGCAGUGCAUUCCUUUUUGUCUUUACUAGGCGUCAUUGAUUAGGUAUUAGGAUUCGCUUUAAACACUAGUAUUACUGAGACAAUCUAAAUGUGACUUCUACCUGCCUGUGUAUUUUUUUGCAGUGGCAUGACAUACACUGGUGAUACUGGCAUAUAUAUUUAUUUAGAGAUAUAAUUUAAUGGGAAAUGCACAUUACUGUGUGUAAUAUUACUGUACUGAAUUUAAUAGCAAAUAUAUCUGAAUCUUGUGUGUUUAGCUAUACAAAACUGUGCUGAUGGUUCGCAUUUGACACACAUUAUGGGUGUGACCGUUGUGUCUCCAUUUUGUUUUAAUAAUUUU
This is a messenger RNA of Nanorana parkeri, 2809 nucleotides long. It is a transcript of the gene BCAS3, whose product is annotated as BCAS3, microtubule associated cell migration factor. Lineage: Eukaryota; Metazoa; Chordata; Amphibia; Anura; Dicroglossidae. Gene Ontology annotation, molecular function: protein binding. Gene Ontology annotation, biological process: response to starvation; autophagy. Gene Ontology annotation, cellular component: cytoplasm. The transcript has 17 exons. The coding region runs from base 1 to 2325 and encodes 774 amino acids. The record is from RefSeq and is a predicted model, not a curated record.